AAUCCGGUGAUAACACCUGGUGGAUACCUGUUCGAUCGUGAAGCGAUUUUGGAAUAUAUUUUGGCACAGAAGAAAGAUAUUGCUAAACGGACGAAGGAGUGGGAGAAACAGAAUGCCAUAAAUGAGGAAGAGUUGAAAAAGGCCCAGAAGUCAGAUCAUGAUGCUGCAGCACGAAAAUUUGCUGAAGUCGAAGGCACUCCUGCACAUCCAGGUUACAAAAGCAGUGUUGAUGAAGCAAGGGAAGGGAGCUCGAACCCUUUGAAACGCCCGGGUAGCGCAAUCACCGUUCAACCACCUCAGAAGGUAAAGGCGCUUGGUAUUGAAGGCGAUAUCUCCAACAUGAAAGGAGAAAGGAGUAAACAAUUGCCAAUCACCAAAAAGUUUUGUGCCCCUCUGUCCGGAAAACCCUUGAAGAUGAAGGAUCUUAUGGAAGUAAAAUUCACAUUAAUGCCAAAUGAUGAUGACCAGAAGAGUAUUAUUGCAGCAAAAGUUGCGGUCAUAUUGUGCUCGUUACUCAUCGAAUGCGCUACAAACACAUCAAGAUGUGCAUCUCUUAAGAAAUCGAAAUCUGUUGUAACUUGGGAUGUUGUGGAGAAAUUAAUACGGAAAGACUGGACGGAUCCCGUAAACGGUGAGCCAAUGUCAGAAGAGACAUAUCGACACGCUUCAAAGAGCGAGGUACUGGUUAUGCAGCAACCAAUGAAGUGA
This is a messenger RNA of Ostertagia ostertagi, 708 nucleotides long. The record is from the annotation of a GenBank genome assembly. Lineage: Eukaryota; Metazoa; Nematoda; Chromadorea; Rhabditida; Trichostrongylidae.